AUGGAUAGCAAGGGUGGGCACUCUUACCUUCGUAUUCGCCAUGCGCUGUUGAGGAUUGGCUUCAUGGAUGGAAUCACCUUGCAAGAAUGCAAGAAGGUCCUUGGCGGGUCUAUGUCUGAAAAGGUCAUUGAAGCAGAGGAUCUAUGCACAGAAAUUCGUGCCCUUUGUCAAAAGCAUGCUGUGUCUCCAGAGGCCAUGCGAGAAGUGCUCCUGUUUGAGCACGAGAUCAUCAAAGUACUGCUUGACAAGAAAGGCCAUGCUGAGAGUGUGCAGCAUUGCGCACAUGAUUUGGUGGUGAGAGUGAAGGAAGUGGACGGUCGGGAGAUCACAAACAAGUGGAAUACGAUGCGCAGCUACGACACAAAGGGAAAAUUGGUCGACGGCUCCCAGUUGGUCCUGCAAAUGGGCUUUCAGGUUGGCUGCCACAUUGUGCGGAAACAGGACGAAGUGCUGGCAAAGAUCGUGGAGUUCUCUGGUGACCUUGUGAAAUUGAACGUCACCGGUGGAAUGGAGUCCGGAAUCUUCACUGUGCACAUGCAGUCAUUUCUGAACAAGGAAUGGAAAGUCUAUACCCCAAAGAAAGAGGUAGAGUUUUGGAAGGAGCAUUGGGUGGAUCAUGGCCUACAUCAUGAUUCUUUCAGAGAGGGCAUCCUUAGGGGCAAGGUGAUGCUUGCGUUGACUGAACUUGGUCUCAAGCACCAAGACGUACUGAAGGGGCUUGAUGUUAUUUUGAAGCCCUGCAAAGGUGUUCAAGCCAAGAAGGCAUUUGCUCCUGGCAAAUGCAUCCUCGUUCCGCUGACUUUUAAGCUGACAUUUGCAGACGAAGCGAAGACCCUUCAGUCAGGAGCCGUUUCCCUUGGGCCUCUGUCCCAAAACUCAUGCGACCAGAUCAUAUGGGGGUAUUUGCUACCAUGCCAAAUUUUGCCAACUGAAGAGCGACAAGGAUUCAUUGCUCCAUUUUGGAGUGUUGCAUGCUCUUCAGAAAAAGAUGAAACCAACAUGGAGCUGGUGCCCAAGAAUCUGCCAGAUCAGUCGCAUAAGGGCUUGGAGACUGUUGCUGUGACAAUUCCUAUCAUGAAAAACUGUAGAAAGAUUGAGCCAGGUGAGAAUCUUGUUUGCUUCAAGGAGGAGAAGUCGCAGCCAGUCGAACUGCAGCCGCUAGUGCCAGAAUCGGCGCCGAAGCGGAUGAGAACCAAGGGCAAAUCGUGA
Molecule: messenger RNA, 1209 nt
Organism: Durusdinium trenchii
Lineage: Eukaryota; Dinophyceae; Suessiales; Symbiodiniaceae
Source: the annotation of a GenBank genome assembly